Messenger RNA from Macrosiphum euphorbiae (potato aphid), 321 nucleotides. NCBI's taxonomy places the organism in Eukaryota, Metazoa, Arthropoda, Insecta, Hemiptera, Aphididae. The record is from the annotation of a GenBank genome assembly.
AUGUUAAUUUAUUUUAAACUACGGUGUGGACUGUGGACACUGGACAGUGGACAGUGUCCACCAGACGGCGCCACAGAAGACACUGUCGCACCGAAGUUCGCGUUGGCCUUGGCAAGUCUUGGCAUUCGUUAUCGAAAACCGGAAAACCGUAGUUCACAAGUACGCUUCGUACUUCUGACUUCGUAUUCGUCGCUCAUCUGUCAUUCCAAGUUGGCAACUAUUACUACCAUAGACGCGCACCUCACAUCAACCCUACCGGUCACGAAUCAGUCACUACUCACUUAUAAUAAUAUAGCCAUUUUCGUUGAACGAAGACAGUGA